Messenger RNA from Notodromas monacha, 1810 nucleotides. NCBI's taxonomy places the organism in Eukaryota, Metazoa, Arthropoda, Ostracoda, Podocopida, Cyprididae. The record is from the annotation of a GenBank genome assembly.
UCUACUGUGAAAUGAUGAUCGGUUGGUGCUUGGUAUUGAGGUAAUUGAUUCCUAGUACCCGAACUUCGAAAACGUGGAGAUUGACAAUUAUUGUAUAAUCAGGUGUAUAGUAUUUUGCCAUCAAAAAGUUCCGUAUUUUCUGUUUGAUUUACUGAAGUCGUGGACGUUCCUUCGCAUUAUAAAUUGAUUUUCGUGAUGACCUGUGCACCCUGAAAUAGCAACGUGGAUGCGAAACGAUGUUGAUAUUCCAUCCGAGUAUCCAAUAUUUUUGGAUUAACUGGAUCUGUCUUCUCAAGCUUAUACACGUCACAUUCGUCAUAAACGCGUCAUUUUUUGGGAGAAGCCUUGAAAGGCGGAGUGAUUCAUUCACUGACCCUAAGGGAAGUGUGGAUGAUGCUGGUCGUGCUCGUUGCCGGUGUUGGUUUGUUCUACGAGUGUCGGGUUGCAGUGAUCUUCCUCGCACACUAUAUCUGGAAUGCUUGCUCCGUUGAGAGGGAAAGUUUUGAGUCCUAGUCCAUCUGACAAUGCUCAAGUCGGAUCCCGGAACGAGGAAGAACAGGAUUUGGUCCAAAGAAAAAUAUAGAGGAAAUCAUACAAGGGCGAUGAGAUGACCGCCGAGUAUAAAGCUUGUGACAAUCCCUGGAUGACUCAGUAGGACAGCCAGGGACUACCAAGUGGCCUUGGACGAGAUGGUGUCCCCAAACGCUGGAAACCAGGGAUGCUGGUUUUUUAUUCAACGCGGAUCUGAGAUUCGUGCGAAGUGAUGGCUGGAUUUGUUUUCGUUGAAAAACCAACCAUGUCUGUUCUUCGGGAAGUGGGUAUUUUCUGGGACAUCGAAAAUAUCCCGAUUCCGAAAAAUGCGGAUGUGCGUGCAAUGAUAAGUGAAUUGCGGAAUGCAUUUGUCCCUCCUGCCACUUGUCGAGAACGUUCAUUCACCAUCGUUGGGAAUCUUACAUUGAUGGCUGUGCGAGUGCGAGCUACUCUGAAUUCAUUGCAAGUGACGCUGAUGCACGUGGAGCAAACCAGGAAGAAUGCCGCAGAUCUGAAAUUGUCCGAGCUCAUGAAGUCGUUCAUUGAGGAUGUUGGUCGCAUGUCCGCCGAUCGUCACGUAAUGCCCCGUGUAGUCUUAAUAUCAAGUGAUUAUCAUUUCAAGGAUGACCUUUACACCUUGAAACUGAAACGUGGAUGUGAAACGAUCUUGAUACACCAUCCGAAGAUCCAAAAUGAAAUGCUGGAUUUUUGCUCUCAAGCUUAUCCAUACACGUCAUUUUUUGGAAAAGCCCUGAGCGGCGGAGGAACUCAGUCUAUGACUGAGCCUGAGGGAAGUGUGGAUGAAGCUGGUCGAACUCGUUUCUGGUAUAAGUUCGUUUUACGAGUGUCGGGUUACAACGAUCUUCCUCGUCAAACGUUAUCUGGAAUGCUUGCUCCGUUUGGAGGAAAGGUUUUGAGUCAUAAUCCGACUGGCUAUGCCAAGGUCGGAUUCCGGAACAAGGAAGAAUCAGAUUUGGCGAAAAGCAAAAUACAGAUGAAAUUAUUCAAUGGUGAAAGGCUCACCGCCGAGUAUAAAGCUUGUGAUAAUCCUUGGAUGCAAUCGGAGAGCCCACCUAGCUCUGAGCAGAACUCUGGCUCCGGUUUUCGCGGGACGCGUUUCAACACGCCGAAUGAACGUGGAAAUCGGCCGCCUCCAUCCCAGGCACGAGUUCAAGUUUAUCACCAGAAACCGGUUGCCUCUGUGGUAUUGAAUGCGAACUCGUCCAAGAUGCGGUCUAAGAAAUCCGACAAGGAAUUAAUGGCUUCGCCGUUCCGAUAG